Arachis ipaensis is the source of this 1191-nucleotide messenger RNA. NCBI's taxonomy places the organism in Eukaryota, Viridiplantae, Streptophyta, Magnoliopsida, Fabales, Fabaceae. The record is from RefSeq and is a predicted model, not a curated record.
AUGAAUAAUAGUGUGCCAACAAGUGUAAGCCAAGAUUGGAGUUGUGCAAAUUCUACUCAGCCCACAAUCAACCAAAGGCAGCAGCAGAUUAUUCAAGUCACACAUGGUAGAACUCAAAAAAGGCAACAUGACACUACUUUACCGAGUUCAAACACUACCCCACAAGCUGAAGAUUUAAUGUUGGAGCAAGAUGGAUCAAGAAAGGAAAAGAGCAAGCCAAGGGUAAGGGCUACAACUAUUGAUGAAUUUUUAAAAGAAGAUGGGAUAGAUGUAGAAAUUGACGAACUAAGCUCUGAACUAAGUGAUGAUGUGGGAGAUAGCUUUCCACUUGAUGAAAAUUAUUAUUCACAUGUGAUGGAGGACAUUGAUGAUGACGAAGGAGAGCCAAAGAAGAAAACCCGGGGAAAAACAACUUGCAAAGAGAUUUAUGCAAGAACUAUGGAUCAGCGGGAAGAAGUUAUUUUUAAUAUUGGACAGCCAGUAGGACCAACCGAUCAAAGUGUGUCUAAUUUAACUAGUUUCGUAAGCACAAUUGGUAGAAAUAAAAGAUUUGUGAGUCUUUUAUACACUAGCUGGCAUGCUGUAACUCCUAAAGCUAAGAAAUUCAUGUGGAACUAUGUUAAUACCAACCCAGAUAGUGGAGAAAAGUGGGUGAUCCAAGCAAUUCGGGAUGCUUGGAAGUGGUUCAAGGGAAAGAUUAAGCAGAAGCACUUUGUUCCCUUUGAUACCAUCGAAGAUAUGUCAAUAAGUGAAAAAAACAAGAAACAUAAAGAACAGCAAAAGUUUCCACUUCGCAUGGGGCCAAUCAAUUUCGGAAGAGUACGAGUGGCUCUGCGCGCGACAAAGGAAACAAAUAAGGAACCAAAAAGGUUUGAAAUGUUCCUUGCUACUCGAACAAGUCGGAAAAGGAAUGAAGUUGAUCAGGAAACACAAGAUGCAAUUGAUGAAUUCCAAAACCAGCAAGCUGCUGGUGAAACAGAUGAGGAAGCUUUUGAGUCUUUAUUUGGAAAAGAACAACCAGGUCGGGUUAGGUGCUAUGAAAGAUCUGUUACACGAAGUGACUUAAAAAACCAUGCAGAAAUUUCUGAACUCAAGCAACAACACCAAGAGGAAGUCACAUCUUUGAAGGCUGAACUUGGAGACAUAAAGGCCAAACAGCAGCACCAAGAGGUUGACCUUCAAGGAUUGUGA